AUGGCUGACAAGGAUGCACCGACUCCUGGGAAGAUAACCCCACUGGGAAUUAAGGAACAAGCCACUGCCAAGGAGUCAAUCCAGUAUUCACGUGCGAAUGUCAGCGGGCGCCCGUUCUACGUGGGCUCCGAAAACGUCGAUCGAAGGAAGGGGACAAUCGGGGGAAUUCUGGAGAUCGAGGGGAAAUGGUACGGGCUGACCGUCUUGAGUCCAUUCAUCGAGGACCCCUCUGAAAUUUCGAGGCGUGAUGCCCUCUGGCGUAAUCUUCCCAGCGACGUCUCGUUAGUGUCCAACAAUAUCUACGACUCGGAGAAGCCAGGUACUUUAUGGGGACACAUCCCCUUAAUUCCUGACUCACUGAAAGUAGACCCGCGCUACUACUCUCCGGAAAAGAACUGGGCCCUCGUCGAGCUCACGAGUCAGUCGCUGUCCACCACACGCCAGACGCCACCAAGACCGGGUCUAGUCCUCCUUCCCGCCGGCUUGACGAUCACAGACGACGAGCCCCUGCCCUGUUUGAAAUUGGUUCAAUCGAACUUUGUCAAGAGACAAAGCGUGACGCUAAGAUUGCCUUACACCCGCGCCUCUGAUAUCAGUGGCCGCUACUAUACCUUCAAAUGCGCCAAUGCUUCAAGGACGUAUGCGGGUGUGAGGAACGCAGCGCAUAUCGGGGGCUGGCUUGUGGAUAUACAUUAUCUGACAGUGGCCGCCAUAAUUCAGCACGUAACUCGGACGAUAACGUACCUUUCCUCUGCGGAUGAUGUCUUCGGAGAGAUCAAGGAACGCUUUCCUGGGCUCAAACCGCCUUUGAUAACUACUUCGCUCGAUUGUGAUGAGAUGGGCUGUGGAUACUUCAAUGAAGAAGAAUCCGGUCCAUCGACUAGUGUAGAUCUGCCUUACAGAUAG
Aspergillus homomorphus CBS 101889 is the source of this 906-nucleotide messenger RNA. RefSeq lists its product as uncharacterized. The transcript has a single exon. The coding region runs from base 1 to 906 and encodes 301 amino acids. The record is from RefSeq and is a predicted model, not a curated record. Lineage: Eukaryota; Fungi; Ascomycota; Eurotiomycetes; Eurotiales; Aspergillaceae.